AUGGCACAGAUAACCCCGACCCCCGAGGGCAGGCCCAACGAGCCAACUCGACCAUCAGACCCCCAGGAGCAAUCGCGCUUCUUUAAGCUCCCUUGGGAGCUUCGCAUGGACAUCUACGACAGCGCAUACCCUCGCAUACGUUUGCCGCAACUCACAUAUAUAGAUGUCAACGGCAGGGCCUCUUGCAACGAGGUCGGAGAUUCUUCCUCGGCGGAAGGCCGCCUUUGUCGGGUAGUUUGCAACGGAAUAUUUGAAGACAACGGCGCUGAGAUCAGAGAAAGGCGCGCAGCGGUACACCAUGCGGCGAUUUCCAUGGGAUCAGACCCUAAGCGGAAUCAACACAAGCAACACUACCCCCGCCCUCACGACGAGCUCGUCUACCCACUACCUCUUCUGCUCGCGUGUCGCCGCAUGUACGAAGACGUUGCGCCUCAUUGCGAUCAAUCCUUUGCGUUCCAAGAUUUUCUAGCUUUGGAGACCUUCUUCGACAAGGUGGCAGGCAGAGAACUGGCCAACGGUCUUGCUGAACGGCUGAACAAAGUCUCCCUCGACGUCAAGUUCAGCAAUAACGAUGCCUUCAAGCCUUCAUCCAGGAAGAAGAUUCUCCUUCAUUGGGCGGCGGCAUGCAAGACCCUUGCCACGUGGAAGAGCAUGAGAACCUUCCGAUUGCGAGUAGAGAUCCCUUUGUCGCAGCAAAAAGCGAUGCCCGGAAACAUUCACGUUCCCUUUAUCAGGGAGCUUGGCCAGGUUGCGGAUCACGCUGCUGACAUCGAGGUAAAGAUGAUGCUCACCUCACGGGCUCAUCCAAGGUCCGCGGCAGUCAGGAUAUAUAAGUUGGGGGGCAUCGGAGUACCAUUCGCGGGAUUAUGGCUUCGAGGUGCCUGA
Molecule: messenger RNA, 885 nt
Organism: Colletotrichum spaethianum
Lineage: Eukaryota; Fungi; Ascomycota; Sordariomycetes; Glomerellales; Glomerellaceae
Exons: 1
Coding region: 1-885 (294 amino acids)
Source: RefSeq, a predicted model, not a curated record